Molecule: messenger RNA, 2635 nt
Organism: Agelaius phoeniceus (red-winged blackbird)
Lineage: Eukaryota; Metazoa; Chordata; Aves; Passeriformes; Icteridae
Product: neurotrypsin-like
Biological process (GO): proteolysis
Cellular component (GO): membrane
Molecular function (GO): serine-type endopeptidase activity
Source: RefSeq, a predicted model, not a curated record
AUGGAAAUCUCCAAAAUACUCGGGCUCCUGGUAGAGCUCUCAAGUCUGCUAUCCUGUCUCAGAUGUGUGGAGGCUUUCCUGGGAUCCAAGCCCAACCAAAACCAUUUGCAGAGUGCAGCUCCCAGCGUGUGUCCUGUGGGACCUCUUGGCUACUACAAUGGCUCACUGGCGGUCACCGAGGCCGGGGCAGAGUGUCUCAACUGGGCAGAGUUCCCUGACUAUGUCCAGCAGUACCCAGACCGUGGCCUGGGGGACCACAACUUCUGCAGGAACCCAGACGGGGGAGCAACGCCCUGGUGCUUCUACAGGCUUGUGUCAGGAGCCAUCGGCUGGGCCAACUGUGACUGUAACCAAGGUGCUGUGCGGUUGGCUGAAGACAGUAGUGUGGAGCUGUACUUCAAUGGACUCUGGGGUACCAUCUGUGCUGACCACUGGACUGACUGGGAUGCCAGUGUUGUCUGCAGGCAACUAGGUCUCAGUGAGAUCGGCACAGCUGGCAAGAAGAGUCAUUCUGGACCAUGGCCUGUUCCCCUGCACCUGCAGUCAGCAAACUGCCAUGGAGAUGAGGAAGCCCUGCUGCAGUGUGGCUAUCAGGAAGCUCUGUCAGGAGUUUGUAACCAGGGGAGUGCCGUGGUAACUUGUGUUCCUCCAGAAGGUGUAGGUGCCCCACUUCGUAUAGUUGGGGGGAAGGAGAGCUUUGAAGGCCGAGUGGAGGUUUACCAUGAUGGCAAGUGGGGAACCAUCUGUGAUGAUCAGUGGGACGACCAGGAUGCUGAAGUAGUCUGUAGACAGCUGGGACUCAGUGGGACCCCAAAAGCCUUGUCAUGGGCUCACUAUGGACAGGGAUCUGGCCCAAUCCUGCUGGAUGAAGUGCAGUGCUCAGGGAAUGAACUCUCCCUUGAUCAGUGCAAGAAGAGUGACUGGGGACAGCAAAACUGUGACCACAUUGAAGACGCUGGGGUCUCCUGUGACCCUUUCACAGAGGGCACGGUCCGGCUGGCCGGCGGCCGCAGCCCCAGCGAAGGCAGAGUGGAAGUUUACUACAAUGGAGACUGGGGCACAGUGUGCGAUGAUGGCUGGACAGACCUUGCUGCCCAAGUGGUCUGCAGGCAGCUGGGCUUCAGUGGUCCUGCUGCCCUGGCCUCUGAAGGAGAGUAUGGUGCUGGCCAAGGCUUCAUCUUACUGGAUGAUGUGGCAUGUGUGGGGACAGAGCUGACUCUCCUGGACUGUCCCCACAGCAGCUGGGGGCAGCAUGACUGCUCCCAUGCUGAGGAUCUGGGAGUCCGCUGUUCCCCAGAAAGCAACACGGUCAUGGAUGGCAGCCUGGGGCCUCCUGUGCGGCUGGUGGAUGGAGAAAGCACCAAGGAGGGUCGGGUUGAGGUCCUGCUGAACGGGCAGUGGGGCAGUGUCUGUGACGAUGACUGGACAGACAGAGAUGCUGCAGUGGUUUGCAGGCAGCUGGGAUUCAGUGGGACAGCAAAAGCCAGGGCAAUGGCUUAUUUUGGCGAAGGCCAUGGGCCCAUCCAUCUGGACAACAUAGAAUGCAGUGGCAUGGAGGACAGCCUGGGCCAAUGUGCCACGCCUGACACCAGGAUUCACAGCUGCUGGCACAGUGAGGAUGCUGGGGUGAUCUGUGACUAUGUGGAAGAAAAGGUCCAAGAUUUCAAGAGAACAGGUCCAGAGUCUGAAGUGUGUGGGAUGCGCCUGCUUCACCGUCGCAAGAAAAGGAUCAUAGGUGGAAACAAGUCUCUGAGAGGCAGUUGGCCAUGGCAGGCCUCACUGCGGCUGAAGGGUUUUCGUCGAGAUACUCGUCUGCUGUGUGGAGCAACGCUGAUCAGCAGCUGCUGGGUGGUGACUGCAGCCCACUGCUUCAAAAGGUUUGGUGUUGAUGUGCGGCGCUACCUCCUGCGUGUGGGCGAUUACCACACGGGUGUGAAGGAUGAGUUUGAGAGGGAGCUGCCCGUGGAGCGGAUCGUCCUGCACAGGAACUACUGGGCUGGCAGCAAUGACAAUGACAUAGCCCUGGUCCGGAUGCGGGGCAGAGAAGGGCACUGUCUCUCCUUCAAUCACCACGUUCUGCCCGUCUGCCUGCCUGACAGGAGAGAGAGGUCUGACAUCAACAGGCAAGCCUGCAUCAUCUCUGGCUGGGGAGACACAGGGAAGUCCUAUUCCAGAACCCUGCUGCAGGGGGUGGUGCCCCUUCUCCCACGGGAAGACUGUGAGGCCCGUUACGGGCGGAAGUUCACCAACCGCAUGAUUUGUGCUGGGAACCUCUCUGAAGACAAACGGGUGGACAGCUGUCAGGGUGACAGUGGAGGGCCACUCAUGUGUCAGAGGUCAAAUGGACGCUGGAUCAUCUUGGGCAUCACUUCCUGGGGGUAUGGCUGUGGUCGGAAGGAUUCGCCCGGUGUGUACACAAAGGUCAGCAAAUUCGUACCCUGGAUCAAGAAAGUGACCAAGCUAAAAUGAAAAUGACUGAGCUCUUGGAAUUUCAGCACAUGGUCCUUUUGCUCUGCAGCAGCAGAAGGCUGUGGCUUCUGGUCUGUGACUGAUGGAGAUUUAUUUUGACAUUGGACACUGGCAAAAGAUUUUAAUGUAGAACUGGAAGGAAAACAGUUGUGACUGAUUCUUUAAA